Molecule: messenger RNA, 1102 nt
Organism: Schistosoma rodhaini
Lineage: Eukaryota; Metazoa; Platyhelminthes; Trematoda; Strigeidida; Schistosomatidae
Source: the annotation of a GenBank genome assembly
AUGACAGAGGCUGAAACUAAUGGAAAGGAUAUCACUGUUUUAAAUCCUGGCAAGUUGAAAAAGAGUUCAAAACGACAAAAUCUUCCUCAUUUGGAUCUAUGCCCAAGAGAAAAGCAAUCGUAUCUCAACAGCAUUUCACGUAUUCAUAAAGGAAGGUUGCUCAAGGAAAUAAAAAAGGGCCAAAGUAAUAUAAAACUCCCAUUGCCACCAAGAAAAAUUAAAUUUAAACCAAUUAGAUGUAAGUCUGCAUCUCAAAGUCCCACUUCGCCAAUUCAUUCUUCCUGCUGUAAUUCAAAGCACAACGGCCGAUUCCCUAGCACUGCUGAAAACCGCCUCGUAUUCAAUAAGAACGGAAGUAUUUCAGUUGAAAAAAAUAAACGAACACCACAUCGAGAUGUCCAUGUGGAUUUACUGAAUCUGCCCCCUAUUCCCUUAAACCUAAAAAUGACAAAAUCCUUCUCAUCAAAUCAAGUAAAUUUUUCAUGCUCAUUCAAUUCGAGGAUCACUACAAUUACAGAGAAAGACUUGGACUUGAUUAUCCCACAACUAAUAAAACGCCGUUCAAAUUCAGGUUCUUGUUGUCAUGUUCAUUGUUUUUCUCCAUAUUUUGAAAAUUUAUCCGAAACGUCUGCACAUUUUGCACCUGUCCGAACGACAAGUAUACACACCUUAGAAACACUAUGGUGUAGAAAACGUCAGGAGUUACAGAACAGAAAUAGUACGGAAAUCAAAAGAACAAAAAUGAGAGCACAACAAUCUAUCAGAAGUCCUUCUCUUUAUGGCCCUUUCACUCAACCAAGAACGAUUUUCAAUGAUAUGGAAAAGCGAGGUUUGCUACAGUGGUCCCAUAGUAAUCCAGUGUCAAAUUAUGCCGAGUUGCCGGUUGCAUACUGAGAAAUAAGACCAAUAUGUACUGGUAAACAUUUUUUGACAAAACAGUUAUAUUAUCACUGGUGCCUAAAUGUUCAGCAGUUUCCAUGUGCCUUUUGAUACAUAUGAAAUAGAACAUUCUUUGAAUAAUUUUGACUAGCACCAAAUUUAAAAUGCAUGAACUUCGCUAAAUUCACUAUCGUUUCCUCUGUCAGUCGUAUUUUUUGUGUAG